GCCAAAACAAAACAAAUUUAACCUCGUCUUAUUUGCGUAUUCAAUUUGGGUGCAGCCACUAAACUCUUUAGUAAAAUUACCAUAAUUAACGUUCGAUAAUCAAAACAUUAUAUUGUGAACUAUUCUAUAUGUUGACAAAUGCACAUCGGCGGCGGCCAACGAUGCGACGCGAGCCAGUAAGCGCUGCGGCCGCGGCAACGUAACACGUGUCCGUGAAAAUCACACAGUGAUGUCGCAACGAAGUUUAACCUGACGUGACCAAAACAGUGCUACAACAAACCCAUCCGUAAACCGAACCACAUAUCAGGCCAUCAUGGGGGCACUGUUCCGCAGCGAGGAGAUGGCGCUCUGUCAACUGUUGGUGCAGCCCGAGGCGGCCUAUAUAUCCAUGUACCAGCUCGGGGAGGCCGGCAUAGCGCAGUUCCGAGAUCUAAACCCCCACGUGAACGACUUCCAGCGGCGAUAUGUGAGCGAAGUGAGAAGAUGUAGCGAGAUGGAGCGGAAGCUGCGCUGGGUAAGCGGGGAGCUUCCGGAGCCGCCGCCACCGCCCAAGCCGGGCCCGCGCUCGCUCAGCCCCAGGGAGAUUAAUAUACUGGAGGAAAGAAUCGACUACAUAGAAUCGGAGAUUCAAGAAAUCACAAGAAACGCUCAGAACCUGAAGACGGAUUACCUAUCGCUGAUUGAAUUGAAGAUCCUCAUAGAGAAGACACAGACAUUCUUCCAAGACCACAGUGCCCACAGGAAGAUCUCAGCUUCUGUGCAGAUUUAUAAUAAUGAAAGUCUUGGCCACCUUGGGUUCAUUGCUGGAGUGGUCGCGACGGCGCGGGUGCCUUCAUUCGAGCGAAUGCUGUGGAGGAUAUCGCAUGGAAACAUAUUUUUCAAGCAAGCUCAGAUCGAUCAGCCCUUGAAGGAUCCCGUGACGGGUCACGACCUCUUGAAGACCGUAUUCGUGGUGUUCUUUCAUGGAGAGCAAAUCAAGUUGCGCGUGAAGAAGGUCUGCCACGGCUUCCAGGCGACCCUAUAUCCGUGCCCCGCCACCUUCAAGGAGCAGCAGGACAUGCUGGGCGGCGUGGCGACGAGAAUCCAGGACUUGGAUAUGGUUUUGGGGCAAACGGAACAACACAGACGACUAGUUCUUGCAAACAUAGCAAGAGAUAUAAGUACGUGGAUGAUGGUGGUGAAGAAAGAGAAGGCGAUAUACCACACGAUGAACAUGUUCAGCAUGGACAUUGUGAAAAAGUGUCUCAUAGCGGAGUGUUGGGUGCCUAAAAGUGAUCUGCAUAUAUUACAGCAGGCUUUGGAAGAUGGGGUGAAAACAAGUGGCAGUCCGAUUCCAUCGAUUCUGCAUCAAGUCCCAACGAGAGAAACGCCGCCGACCUUUAACAGGACCAAUAAAUUCACCAAGGGCUUCCAAAACCUUAUUGAUUCCUAUGGAAUCGCCAGUUAUAGAGAAGUAAACCCAGCUUUGUAUACGAUCGUUACAUUCCCAUUCCUAUUUGCUGUGAUGUUUGGUGACGUCGGCCACGGCCUCAUCAUGACGAUAUUCUCUGCGAUCCUCGUCAUCUAUGAGAAAAAAUUCAUGAAACUGAAAUCUGAUAAUGAAAUUUGGAAUAUCUUCUUCGGUGGCCGCUACAUCAUACUCUUGAUGGGUAUAUUUUCGAUCUACACCGGUUUGAUAUACAACGAUGUGUUCUCAAAAUCACUCAAUAUAUUCGGGAGCAGUUGGAAAAAUCUUUAUGAUAAUGAGACUUUAAGCCGAUUCGGGCUGCUCGAUUUGGAUCCUGCUGAGGCAUACACACAAACGCCUUAUCCAUUUGGUUUAGAUCCAGUUUGGCAGUUUGCAUCAAACAACAUAAUAUUUUUAAACUCGUUCAAAAUGAAGCUCUCGAUUAUAUUUGGAGUAAUACAUAUGGCGUUCGGUGUGACAUUGAGUGUGGUAAACUUCAACUUCUUCAAGAAACCGGAGAUGAUCUUCCUUCAGUACAUACCGCAAAUUUUAUUCCUAUUACUGCUCUUUUGGUAUUUAUGCAUAUUGAUGUUCAUGAAGUGGACCAUGUACUCGGCAGUCGCUGAUGAUCCCGCAUACGGCACAUCAUGCGCCCCCUCAGUGCUGAUAAUCUUCAUCAACAUGAUGCUGCUGAAAGAGAGCGAGAGCAAGCCUCCCUGCAGGCUGGAGAUGUACGACGGACAGGACGCCUUACAGAAGACGUUCCUGGUGCUAGCGUAUACUUGUGUGCCGGUGAUGCUAUUCGGGAAGCCGGUGUAUUACAUGAUAGCUGCCAAGAAACGGAAGCGAUACCAGCAAGGCGUAGAAGGUGGCGACGUAGCCGUAGACAAGGAGGAAGAAGGCAUGGGCGAGCUGAUGAUCACGCAGGCCAUCCACACCAUCGAGUACGUGUUGGGCACCGUCUCCCACACCGCCUCCUACCUGCGCCUGUGGGCUCUCUCGCUCGCACACGCCCAGCUGUCAGCGGUACUAUGGCAGCGAGUACUGAAGAUGGGCAUGGGCAACCAUCCAGUGAUGUCAAUCGGAUUGUUCGUCAUCUUCGGCGUGUGGGCGUUCUUCACGCUCGCGAUUCUGGUGCUUAUGGAGGGACUGUCUGCCUUCCUUCAUACGCUGCGGUUACAUUGGGUGGAGUUCAUGAGCAAAUUCUACGAAGGUCACGGGUACGCAUUCGCGCCGUUCUCCUUCGCCGGUAUAUUAGAGCAGGACAGCGAAGAGGAUGCAGCCGCUGACGCAGCCGCUGCAGCAGCCAACAACAGUCCGCACGACUGACCCCGCCACUUCCACGAGUGGGGCCCGCCUCGCGAAUACCAAGAUCCUGAGCCGAUCUCUGAUGGACUUUACAGUGAUUCUAUAUUUCCGACGGGUCAAUGAUGGGACUUUUUGAUUAUUAGAAACUUUAUAAAUAAUGGAUAUUUAGACAAUAGGAUAGUAAAAAAAAAUAAAAAAUCUACUCCAACAAUAGUCCACACGACUGACCCCGCCACUUCUCGCGAUAUACCAUGAUCCUGAACCGCUCUCUGAUGGACUUUACAGUGAU
Chilo suppressalis (striped riceborer) is the source of this 3044-nucleotide messenger RNA. Lineage: Eukaryota; Metazoa; Arthropoda; Insecta; Lepidoptera; Crambidae. The record is from the annotation of a GenBank genome assembly.